AUGCACCGCCCCUUAUCCUACGCCGCUCUCCCUGUUCCUAUAUAAAUGCAUACCCAGCCAAUCCCGUCCAAGUUUUGCUCGACGUUUAUACAAUAAGCAAUUAUCAGAAUAUUCGCUUUUCACACAGGCAAAAGAGAGGGUGUCCGAUCCACACCUGAGCACAAAAUGGAAAAUCCCGAGCAUGUACAAAAUAUAUCAGUGGUAUGGAGGGGGAAAAAGUUUACCAUAGAAAUGGGUUCAGGUGCUACACUCAAGGAGCUUGGGCUCAAACUGCAAGGAUUAACAGAUGUCAAAGCAGAUACCAUGCGGCUCAUUGUUCCACAAUCUUCCAACAAAACAUCGAAGCUGCUGUCUCCUUUCUCCGAUGAGCAGGCGCUUUUAAGUUUGGAAGAAAUUUACAUAACAAAGGGCAAGUCUAUCAGAAUGAUGGGUGUGCCUGGAAGUGAGGUUGAUGAAAUUCUACAGAAUGCAAAAGCAAAUUUAAGGGUAGCUGGAUUUGAAGAAGAGGAAAAGAGACUGAGGCAGCGAUUGUCAGAUAGGCCUCAUGCUUCCCCAAAACUUCCACAAGGACCUUAUAUAUUUUGUGAUUUCCGCACACUUGAGAUCCCAGGAGUUGAGAUGAAUCCUCCAGCCUCAGAGGCACUGAAGAGAAUGCAUAUGCUUGCGGCAGAUCCUGGGAUUGUUGCUAUUAUGAACAAGCAUCAUUGGCGCGUAGGUAUUAUGACUGAGUUGGCCCCCAUUGGUUAUGUUGGCAUAAGUCCCAAAUGCUUGCUUGGUUUAAAUAAGAAUCACGGAGAGGAGAUAUCCUUGCGUCUUAGAACUGAUGACCUUAAGGGUUUCAGGAAGUAUGAAAGCAUCAAGAAAACUCUUUUGCAUGAACUUGCUCACAUGGUAUACUCAGAACAUGAUGAAAACUUUUAUGCUUUGGAUAAACAGUUGAACCAAGAAGCUGCUAGUUUAGAUUGGACAAGAUCAAGAAGCCAUACAUUGAAUGGUGUCCAAUAUUCAGGACAUUAUGAGGAUGAUGACUACAUUGGUGACAGUAGUAAUACUCCUCAGAAGCUUGGAGGAAGUACUUUGGAUCAGCUUGCUAAUGCUCGAGCAUCUUCAGUUGCUGCUGCCUACCGCCGUUUAUCAAAUGCUUCUGUGAACAGCUCGGGAGGAUCUGUUGUAAGUAAAGAACCAGACCCUGAUGACUCUGGGUUAAAUACGCAUGGAAAACCUGCUUCUAUGGAUUCCAUGGAAAAUGAAAACUUCAAUAUAAAUAUCCAAAGUUCCAAUGAAGCACAGAUAAAAGCUGUUUCUGAGCCGGAUCCCGAUGAUAUUUCUGGCGACCAAAACAAGCUCGAACCCGAUCCUUCUGAUUUGCAGUAUGGUGAAACAAUGGAAUAUGAAUCUUAUCCAAAAUUUACUGGAAACAGGACUGUAUUUGGACAAGAUUUCAGUAACUAUGUGCCAAUACAACCCUUGCUGCCCUCAGAAACUAAUAGAAAGUUGGGAGCCACAAAGUUGCAUGAAGAGCCUGAUCCUGAUAAGCAUCAAGAGAUGGAGAUUCUGGACAGUGGAAUUCAAACAAGGAAGGACAUUGACGAACCUGAUCCUGAUGAUUCUCAAGCAAAUGGACCUGUUCAGACUGAGCCUGAUCCUGAUGAUAAUUUGGGGCACGCAUUAGGAGUUUCAAGUGUGCAAACUUAUGAGCCAGAUCCUGAUGAUCAAGAACUACAAAGAAUUCAAGACCCUGUAACGUUCCUUUGUAGUCGGCUGCAGAAGGCCAUUGAGAUUCUGCAAGUCGAAGUUACUCCCUUGGAAGCAACUGCAGUCCUACAAACUUUGUCUAAGAUAAUUAGGAAUGUGAUUGAACACCCUGGUGAGAUGAAAUAUAGAAGACUGCGCAAGGCAAAUCCCAUAAUCCAAAAGAACGUCGCAAAUUAUCAAGCUGCGAUGGACAUUCUUUCUUUGGUUGGUUUCAAUGAAGAUGUUGUGUUGGACGAGAUUGGUAAACCAGAGACUUACCUAGUUUUGAAGCGGAAUGAUCCCGGCUUGCUGUGGCUUGCAAAGUCUUCCCUGGAAACGGCUUACUAGUGAUGGAAGUGCGUAGUGCCUUGAGAACAUAUCAAAACAGUGAAGGUGGCAUAUGUAAAUUGUGCAGUUAUACUUCAUAAAAUUCAGGAUUGUACGUUUGGCAUCAUAGUUUGUCGACAAAACGUUAGUCGCAGAUAAAAUGGUUGUUUAGGAGUCCAAUUGCCGUUAACAGCCUGUUUAUGUUUGCAAUGCUGUCAAACUAUGGAAGCUCGACAUUGAAAAGUUUGUUGUUUAUAAAAUUAAAUGGAUGAGGGAUUGAAAA
Molecule: messenger RNA, 2344 nt
Organism: Carya illinoinensis
Lineage: Eukaryota; Viridiplantae; Streptophyta; Magnoliopsida; Fagales; Juglandaceae
Exons: 11
Coding region: 166-2082 (638 amino acids)
Source: RefSeq, a predicted model, not a curated record